AUGUCCUCGUCAGAGCAAGCAAUCUUUUCUCAGGAUGCAGGGAAGCAUCAAGACAACGAGACCGUCCGGGAGCAAUCCGCCCUCAGCCAGGAGGACGUCGAGAACGGCAAUGAGCCCAGUGUUGCCGAGAUUGAGCGGAUCUACAGAAAACUGGAUUAUCGCAUCAUCCCCGCGUUCUGGGUCCUCUACUUCCUCUGCUCCGCCAUCCGCUCCAAUGUCGGACUGGCGCAGACGAUGAACAUGGACGUGGGCCACGACCUCGGGUCCGUCCUGCACCUGACGCCGCACCAGAUCUCGACCGGUCUGGCCCUGUUCUACGUCUGCUACGUUGUAUUUGAUCUGCCGUCGAACCUGGUCAUGACCCGGCUCAGCCCGCAUGUCUGGAUGAGCCGGAUCGUGAUCAGCGUCGGCAUCAUCGGCAGCUGCAUGGCAGCCAUGAAAUCGGCAUGGAGUUUAUACCUCCUCCGUCUGCUGCUCGGCGUCUUCAUCGCCGGCAUGUGGCCCGGCAUGGCCUACUACCUCACCCUCUUCUACCCGCCGUCCCGCACGGGCAAACGCAUCGGCCAGUACUUCACCGCGGCGCAGAUCUCCGCCGCCGUCGUGGGGCUCGUCUCCGCCGGCUUCCAGGAGAUGGAUGGCGACCGCGGCCUCGUAGGCUUCCAGUGGAUGUUCCUCAUCUACGGGAUCAUCACCAUCGCCGUCGGCGUCGUGCUGCUCUGGUGGCUUCCGGACCGCCCUGUCGCCCCUGCAGAGCAACAGCAACAGCAACAGCAACCCCGCAAAUACCUCCACUGGCUGCCGCGCAGCCCGCCGGCGCUCACCGGCCGCGACGCCGAGAUCCACUACAACGACCUGCGGCGCGUCUACCACCGGUCGCAGUGGACGCUGCGCGACCUGCUGCGGAUCUUCCUCGACUGGCGCCUAUGGCCGCUGCUGGUCAUGUACUUUGGCGUGGUGGGCGUGGGUAUCGGGGUGCAGAACUACGCAACCGUGAUCAUCAAGGGGAUCAACCCAGGUCUGUCGGGGAUUGAUCUGAGUCUCCUGACAGCCCCGAUCUGGCUUAUGGACCUCCUCGGCAUCCUCCUCGUGACCCCCUUCUCCGACCGCUUCCACCACCACCGCGCCCUCUUCUUCUCCCUCCCCGCCGCCCUCCAGAUCCUCGGCCUCCUCCUCACCACCUACGCCGGCUCCGCCGCAAACCCCUGGCCGCGCUACGGCGGCCUCCUCAUCGUCGGUUUCGGCCUCGGCCCCACCGUCCCCAUCACCAUGUCCUGGACCACAGAGCUCUUCCAGCGCCGUCACGGCGAGGUCGGCGUCGCCGCCGCCGCCGCCGUCGUCUCCGGCUGGGGAAACUGCGGCAGCAUCCUCACCUCCUACGCGCUGUAUGCCGGCUGGGCCGCCGACAGCAAGGCUCCCGGCCGUGCCAAGUUCCGCAAAAGUAACCUCGUCAUGGUCGGCAUCCUGUGUGCGAGUAUCCUGGCGUCGGUGGUGUUGCAGGCUUCGCUGUGGGCGGUGGAGCGCCGGAGGCGCAGUCGUGGUGGUGCUGCUGCGGCUGGUGAGAAUGGCGAGGACGCCGGCAAGAUUGUCGACGGGGCUGCUAGGCGUGAGGCGCGUCAACGUGGGUUGGAAGGGCUGGGAUCGGCGGGGAUUCUGCGCUUCUUUAAGAAGAGGACUUGA
Aspergillus clavatus NRRL 1 is the source of this 1677-nucleotide messenger RNA. RefSeq names its product putative MFS transporter. Gene Ontology annotation, cellular component: membrane. The transcript is spliced from 4 exons. Gene Ontology annotation, molecular function: dethiobiotin transmembrane transporter activity; biotin transmembrane transporter activity; solute:proton symporter activity. Gene Ontology annotation, biological process: biotin import across plasma membrane. Bases 1 to 1677 code for a protein of 558 amino acids. NCBI's taxonomy places the organism in Eukaryota, Fungi, Ascomycota, Eurotiomycetes, Eurotiales, Aspergillaceae. The record is from RefSeq and is a predicted model, not a curated record.